Homarus americanus (American lobster) is the source of this 612-nucleotide messenger RNA. Its product is annotated as barH-like 2 homeobox protein. Gene Ontology annotation, molecular function: DNA-binding transcription factor activity, RNA polymerase II-specific; DNA binding. The record is from RefSeq and is a predicted model, not a curated record. Bases 1 to 522 code for a protein of 173 amino acids. NCBI's taxonomy places the organism in Eukaryota, Metazoa, Arthropoda, Malacostraca, Decapoda, Nephropidae. Gene Ontology annotation, biological process: regulation of DNA-templated transcription. The transcript is spliced from 3 exons.
AUGCUGGACACCUCGAGGAGUCCGUCACCCGGGGGCGAGGACCCACCUGACGAUGCUAUGGGAGACCUGGUGUGUGAGGUGGGUGACGGAACCAACAAGAGGGAGGAGGAGAAGAAGAAGCCUCGUCGCCGGAGGACAGCCUUCACCCACGCCCAGCUCGCUUACCUGGAGAGGAAGUUCCGUGUUCAGAAGUACCUCAGUGUGGCCGACAGAUCCGACGUGGCCGAAGCUCUCAACCUGUCAGAGACCCAGGUGAAAACUUGGUAUCAAAACCGCAGGACCAAGUGGAAACGCCAGAAUCAGAUGCGCUUAGAACAGCUGCGUCAGAGUGCAGGUGUCGGGGUGGACAAGGAGUUACUAGGGGGGUCUGGGGGCGAUGCCAGCUCCCCCACCGACCAUCUGGGUGUGGUGGCCCCUACGUGUUGCCCCCCGUACUUCUUGCCUCCCGUAGAUCGUUCCUGUUUCAUCACCACUGCUGGACUGUUUACUCGCCUGCCCUACACCCCCUCCUGCCACUUGUGACCCCAGCCUGACCCCUGACCUCUCUCCUACACCCCCUCCUGCCACUUGUGACCCCAGUCUGACUCCUGACCUCUCUCCUCCUCCCCUUCU